AAACUGUAUUACAAGUCAUUUGAAAUAUAAUUGCGUAGUUGGAUUUUAGUUUUGCUGUUAGCUGAUCAGUGAGUGAACGUAUCGAUCAGUCUUUGCAUUGCUUUUGCCUUUCCUUGCAUGCCUUUUAAACGUUACCGUUAACGCUUUUUUGAACGAACGCCUAAUGGGAAAACAAAGUUGAUUCGAAAGUUGUGGACUAAACUAUAGACCGACGAAAUAAUCAGACUUUCAAAAUCGAAGAUAAGGACAUAAUGAAAAAUAAAAUCGACUUGACAAUGGCAUGGGGGAGGAUCUGAUUUCUGAUUGGAUGACCUUGACGAUCCGGAAGUAAGCGCCACGAAUGUACGCUUUAGAUUUGCAUGUUGGUAGUUUCUAGUUCUUGCCUGAAGAUAUCAUUGUGCUGUUUCCGUAUAUUUGAACCACGAGAUCUAUAUUUAAGUGUCUGCUCUAUCACCACUUGUUCUAGCCUUAUUUGGCAAGCCCAAGGUGUCAAAACUCUGCCUUAAAUUUGAAAUUCAAAUUUUUUUUGCCUCUGCCACGCACUCUGGUAAGAUGUGCUGUUUUGAUUCUUGUUUAUUCUGUUCACUCUGUGUCGAGUUUGUUUCAUGAACAAAUCAACGGUACUAUCAUGUUGAUAUAUCGAUUACAACUCGGUUAUAUGUUGAGAAAACAUAUAAGAUAUUUGUUUAUUCGAUGUAAGAGGUUGCACCAGUUUUGAUCUCAGGGUAGACACUCUAAGUGCCAAGCUGCUGAGACAACAAUAACAGUUCAUCUAUUUCAAUUUCUGUGAAACAAAUCUGGAAGGCACAUCAUGAAUUUAGUUCAUAAUAUACACAACAGCUGAAUCAGGGUAUCGCUGUUUAUUCGUAUAUUUUGAUUAUUUGAGUUUCAGUGAUGAUAUACAUUCAUAAAAUCUUUCUGAAAAAUAAAAAAUUGAGAGUGUAUGGAUCGUAAAUUUAUACUAACGAUCUGUGUAAGAAGCCCAAAGGAAAAAAUCUCUCGUUCAAGAUUGAUUCUUUUCCUAUAACCCGGGUAAAGUUUUUGACUGUGUUCGCUAACCUUAAUAUUUUCGCAUAUUUGAAGUAAAAUCUAGGGAACCGCCAGUUCCAAAAGUAACAGAUUUUGAAUAUUACUGUAUUUCCUUUUAAAACUCUUCCGAGAGUUUGUGUUCAUGUAAACAGGCCUUGAAUAAAUUAGCACAGGAAAACUGUAUGGAUAUUUACUGAAUACCUGGCUGAUUCCUGAGAUAUUUUUUUAUUUAUGGUUGUCGAAAAAUAUGCCUAAUUCUGUUAUAGAACGCAGUGCGAAUUUUCGGUUUAUACUCCGAAUUUUUCAAAUAUCUCAGGUUUAAUUACAAAAGCUUUCUCUUUACUUAGAUUUGUUGAUUUAAUCUCAGCGAGACCAUAAUCGGCGUGUAAACAAUUCCCCUCAAUUUCUUAUUCAUAAAGCUAUGCUUCAUCGUUGACAGCUCGGUAUAAAAGCCACUGUCAUUAAAUAUUAACAAACAUCCAAAGUUUUUUUUGCGUUCUUCUGUUCGACGAUUCGAACGGUCUUUCGCAAAAGCUGCGAUUCAAGUGGUGUGGGCUUCGGGUAAAUGCAAAUUUCACAGGGAUCAAGAUUAUCAAGGAAAACUAAAAAUACAACGCGUACGCAGCGACAAAUUCAAUCAAAAUUUAGGUUAGCCUUAGUUAGAAGGAAAGAAAAUUAGCCAAAGGGGAGCUUUAAACUGAGGACGUUUUCAAGGAGUCGACGAAGUGUUCGCUGAGGAACCGUCGGGUCAACUGCGUAAAAGUGCCGAAGAAAAAAAGCGGUCAUGGACAGUUAUUUGAUUUUGGAAACAUUGGACUAAAUACUUUGUUUUGAGAUUGUAACUAAGUGUCUGGCUUUGGCGAAGGAGAAUUCAAUCAAAACAAGGCCCUCACAGAUCAUUCUUUCAGCCUUUUCGCGAAUCGAAGUAAAUUCUUCAGCAAAUCUCUCGACGCGUUGUGACAGCCCUAGCGGCGGCCAUCUUGUUUAAUCUGCGGCAAAAGGUCAGCGACUGUGGGAAGAAUUUUCGACGAAAUCUUCGCUUAAAAUUCUUCGCAGGCUCCUCGGAAGCCUACAUUAGGGGAACGACACGCACACAUCCUGGUGUAAGACUUAGUUGAGAGAAGUUCGCAUUUCUAGACCAUUUUAAUCUUGAAUAUUUUAUUCUGGUGGAUUUCAUCUGUGAACUGAGUAAAUAGAAAACUGUCAUCAUGUGUUGCUCGUGCCUCUGUAGCUGCAUCCAGAAAUUUCUUGCAAAUUGCUGUAAAUGCCUGGGGAAAAGUUGCAUGGCAAUUUGCCGCGGGAUCUGCCGUUGCUUCUGCAAUGCUGUUUCGCCCGGCUGUGGAUUUCUCUGUCAGAUCAUUCUGUACGCCUUAUUCCAAGGUUUCAACAUUGGCACUGAUGUCGGAGUUUUCCUCGAAACGUCCGAAACGUACGCGCGAUGCGACGAGCUCUCAACCGCAACACUGCAACCCUUGAGCAACGACACCAACCUAACGCGCCCGUAUUGCGUCGCGACGGAAAACGCUACCCAGGUGUUGCUAGGUGAGAAGGCGGCAACGCUUAAGCUCCUCGAAGGCGUUUUCUUCUUCUUUAUCUGCCUCUCCGGAGGGAUGUACGUCGUUCACAUCGUGGUGCUCUUCCCGAACACGUGUAAGCAUUGGAGAGACGAAAACUUCGAGAACAUGGUGUCUGAGGCUGGGCCUUACUACCAGAAGAUCCUUCAGAUUCACACGCUGUUUCUUUUGGUGGAGACGCUGAUUCAUGACGUGCCUGUGUCAUGUCUGGCUGUAGAGCUGUGCGCGCAGAUGUGGGGAGCCGGUGGUAUCAACUGCUGGGACUGCGCCAUGACACCUGGAGAGCUCCCCCCAAAUCCACAGGCGCUGAUCAACUGCGAGAUGUGGCUAGGGCUUCUGUUAGGCUCCAUAGCUAUUGUCAGCAUCUACAAGGGUAUCUUGCCGCUGUACGCUUGGAUCGGGAACCCAUUCUGUUGGGCCUGUUACCCGCUCCGCAUCUGCGUAGUGCUCCCAGCUGGGUUCCUUUACUGUGUGCUCACCUUGGCCCCUGCCAUGGGAGUGGCCAUAAAUCGCCUGUUUGAUGUGGCGCCUCAGAUGAAGGACGAAAUGGGGACUAUAGCGCAGACCAUUUGGACGUUUGGCAUGUUUUUCUGGGGUAUUAUUUUCUUGUUGUCGUUCCUCUAUUGGUAUUUUUGUGGUAAAUGCCUCUGUGCCAUUUGCUGUCCGUGUGAGAGGAAGGAGAAAGCCGACGGCUCAAAAGAAGGAUGCUUGUGCUGUUAAGGACACGGUCGAACUAUUUUGGUUUUCGUCAUUUUUUGCUUUAUCGUUUGCUUUUUCUUUUCCUUGGAGGGGGAGGGCCAGGGGAGAAAGACUUGAUAGGGGAGGGGGGAGGGGGUGCUAUAGGAAUAAUGCGUGUAAGCUAUGUGGUAAUUGACAACUUGAGUUGCACCAUCGUGAUGUUCGUUUCAGUGAGUUCUUUUCGAAUAAUUAACGCAAUGCAGUACAAGUUGUUUAGUUUUGAGACGUUUGCGUCAUGCCAUCCUGUGCUGGAGAUAUUAUGACAUACAUAGACCAACACCGGGAAAAAAGCAAGAAAAGUAAACAAACAAUACGUACAGUCGCGGGUCAAUUGAAAGAAUCGACUGACUAUCAGCUUCGUUUCCUAGCAACUGGUUUCGAACCGUAGAACAAGUUACGUGCAGAAAAAAAAUGACCGUUGCUUGUAAUGGGAAGAAUUGCAAAUUUAACACGGAAAAGUUCUCGAAUAAACUUAAAUCCUAAGUCCUGCAGACAGUAGGCAUCUCACGUGACUCCCUGUGUCAUACAGAGCUGAAAGGACGGCGUACAGCGAUUGAACGUCAGAAACCGAGCGCUGCCGCUAAGUUGAUUUGAUUUUGUCUCAUCAAAAUGAGAAAAGAGACGCUAGGAAAAGAUUGACGAAGUGACGAAAAUUUAAACAAAAUAAAAAUAAAAUUAGAACUCUAAUUGGCUAGUGAAUAGUAAAAAAA
Molecule: messenger RNA, 4051 nt
Organism: Orbicella faveolata
Lineage: Eukaryota; Metazoa; Cnidaria; Anthozoa; Scleractinia; Merulinidae
Source: RefSeq, a predicted model, not a curated record